Entamoeba invadens IP1 is the source of this 963-nucleotide messenger RNA. RefSeq lists its product as hypothetical. Gene Ontology annotation, biological process: lipid metabolic process. The transcript has a single exon. The coding region runs from base 1 to 963 and encodes 320 amino acids. The record is from RefSeq and is a predicted model, not a curated record. Lineage: Eukaryota; Evosea; Mastigamoebida; Endamoebidae.
AUGGAAGGUUGCACUGAUAAUUUAAAAGAAGUUAUAUACAAAAAGGGUGUUGUGAGUUCUGAGUGCCAAAAAUUGCGACUUGCAAUGACAUUCAACACAACUUCACAACAGUGGCAAAACAAAAAGGGUGUUCAAGUCACUUCUGCAUCGGAAAAGAGCCAAUUUGAGUCAUUAAUAUCAAAGUUGGAGGGAAUGGGCUACACACUAGGAAGCAACUUAUUCAUCGUCUCGUACGAUUGGAGACACGAGUCUCCCAAGUUGAUGAGUUACGGCGCUAGAGUGAUAUACGCCGCAUUUGGGUUUGGCGGAAUUUUGCUUGAAAAGUCGAUGCGAGAAAAGGGUGAUUUUUGGAUUAAAAACAACGUCGAAAAGGUUAUUACACUCAACUCGCAGUGGUCGGGGGAUGUCACUUCUCUUCUUCAAAUUUUGGACAGUGGAGACGCAAACCCAAAUUUGUUACUACGCGCGGAGUUACUUUCGUUUGUCACGAACUUCCCGGUUGUUGUGGACAACGAAGAGAUUAUCGAAAGUAAUUUAAUACUUUCAUAUUUAACGAAAAUAGGAUAUGACACAUCGAGUUUCAACGAGUUUAAAAAAGCAAAAAGAGGGUUCUCUCAAAUCCCGCAUUUGUGUGCCUUCUUUGCUGACGUCAUCACGCCAAACACGUUGAGAGCCAAAGGAAAAGUUGUGUCAGUGUAUAACUACACAUUAGGUGACACUGUCACUUCACUCGAUUCACUGAAUGAUUGUAUUGUAUGGACGCAGAAUUCAACAUUUCUUGGAAAGAGUAAGAGAGAGUUGAUAUACACUUCUAAAAAGGUGUUAGAUCUCUUUGAUGACAAAUUGUGUUGCUUGGCCUCACAGCCAAGCAAUGACAGUUCUUCAUUUUCUUCUUGGGCACGGUCUUGUUUCUCUUACAUUUCUUCAUUUUUAUGUGCUUUAAUGCUAAGAUUAUUGUUCUGA